Molecule: messenger RNA, 420 nt
Organism: Vigna unguiculata (cowpea)
Lineage: Eukaryota; Viridiplantae; Streptophyta; Magnoliopsida; Fabales; Fabaceae
Product: protein STRUBBELIG-RECEPTOR FAMILY 5-like
Biological process (GO): protein phosphorylation
Cellular component (GO): plasma membrane
Molecular function (GO): ATP binding; protein kinase activity
Source: RefSeq, a predicted model, not a curated record
AUGGCUCCCUCCAUGGCUAUAUUUACACUUAACAGACGACUUCAGCAAUCCACUCACUUGGAACACAAGAAUCAGAAUUGCAUUGGGAACCGCUCGGGCUAUCGUGUUAGUUUAUAUCUCCCAUAUAGUACCUGUGUACUGAAGUACCUCUCCUCCUUUAUUGCACAAGAAUAUAUCAAGUCCUCGAAUAUUUUGCUUGACAAUGAUCUGAACCCUCGUCUCUCAGACAAUGGUUUCGCAUCCUUUCACCAGCGUACUAGCCAAAAUCUUGGGACGGGAUAUAAUGCACCAGAGUGCACAAAACCUUCAGCUUUUACACAGAAGAGUGAUGUAUAUACAGCUUUGGGGUGGGUGCUUACUAAGGCGCAAAUGGAGGUGCAAACACAGAUCGAGAAGGAAGGAGAAAGGAGAAAGAAGUGA